AUGUGUCGCGACAUGCUCGAGCGCGCGGAGGAGUUGAAGAUACGAGGCGCGGACGUCCUGGAGGUGGGCGCGGGGUGCGGCGUCGCGGGCUUCCUCGCCGCGCGUCUCGGCGCCAAGUCGGUGACGUUCACGGAUUACCUCCCCGGCGUCCUCGCGAACCUCCGCGCGUCCGUCGCGAUCAACGAGGCGAACGCCCCGAUGAACGACCCCGAUCGAUCGUCGCCGUGCGCGUUCAGCGUGCGGCACCUCGAGUGGCUGAGCGCGGUGCCCGGUCUCGUUGAGAAGACGAAACGCGUCGGCGGCGGCGACGGCAGCGCGUGCGCGUUCGCCGACGCCGCCGCCGCCGCCGCCGCCGCCGCCGCGGACGCGCUCGAUCCGCGCGCGACGUUUAAGCUCAUCUUGGGCAGCGACGUGUGCUACGAGGACCCGCUGCCGCUCGCGCUCGCGAGGACGCUCAAGGCGCGGCUCGCGCCAGGCGGGCUCGCGUGGUUGGUGCUUCCGGUGCGCGACUGGCCGGGGGAGAAUGGGAUGACGACGAUCGAGCGGCUCCGCGACGAGUGCGUCGAGUCGGGGCUGCGCGCGGUCGUCGAGCGCGCGCCGGAUCUGGAGGAGCACGAGUACGACGGCGGGACGAUGGUGAAACACGACGGCGGAAUGGUCCACGUGUGGAUCAGAGCGUAGCGUAGGUACGGAAGAGGGACGUAGUCUAGUCGUAGAAUAGUCUUGCGGGAAAUAAAUGAAAAAAUUAAUAC
Molecule: messenger RNA, 752 nt
Organism: Micromonas pusilla CCMP1545
Lineage: Eukaryota; Viridiplantae; Chlorophyta; Mamiellophyceae; Mamiellales; Mamiellaceae
Exons: 3
Coding region: 1-681 (226 amino acids)
Source: RefSeq, a predicted model, not a curated record